Messenger RNA from Hemibagrus wyckioides, 2614 nucleotides. RefSeq names its product MAX network transcriptional repressor a (gene mnta). The coding region runs from base 240 to 1922 and encodes 560 amino acids. The transcript has 6 exons. Gene Ontology annotation, biological process: regulation of transcription by RNA polymerase II. NCBI's taxonomy places the organism in Eukaryota, Metazoa, Chordata, Actinopteri, Siluriformes, Bagridae. The record is from RefSeq and is a predicted model, not a curated record. Gene Ontology annotation, molecular function: DNA-binding transcription factor activity, RNA polymerase II-specific; RNA polymerase II cis-regulatory region sequence-specific DNA binding; protein dimerization activity.
CGCUGUGUUCACUGAUCAGGCGCCUCACAGCCCGCCAUCUUGCUGCGGCUCUACUACGUGUGUGAAAGAGUUCCUACCAAGGGGGGGGAUCAAGUUGCGUCUCUCUCUCUCUUUCUUUUUUUUUUUCCUCCCCUUUUAAGUGGAGAUCCAGGGUGCCGAACGAAAAGAUUUUGUUUUAAUUGCUCCAGAGCAGGAUCUGCUCAGCUAUUUUAUUUUGCGGAACUAAAAUAACAACGGAGAUGAGUAUCGAUACGCUUUUGGAGGCAGCCAAGUUUAUAGAAUUGCAAGCCCAGCAACAACAGAAAACACGUGAAGAGAACGAGCUUCGAGAGAGACUGCGGUUCGAACAGGAAGCAGGAAAGCAAAGAGCGGAAGCACCCCCCUGCACUCAAGCCACACAUGCUAAUCACCUGACCUCAGGGGAGGCGUCGAGUCCAGAGCAUAACCACGCUCCUCCAUCAGCCCUAUCCUCUCCUCCUCCUCCUCCUCCUCCUCCUCCUCCUCCUCCUCCUCCUUCCCAUCCUGCUCCCUCCAUUCCCAUCACGGUCAUUCCCAUUCCUGUGGUGUCGGCCAACCCGACCGCAUCACCUGCAUCCCCCAACAUCAGUGUACCCCCAAAAGACAAGCACUCGCCCCCGUCUCAGCAUGUUCUGCCCCCACAUGCAGUCCUAUCCCCUCAGACUAACGGCCCAAAACUGGCCCAGCCCCUGCAGCGCUACCCUGGGUCCAUCAAUGGAUCUUCCCAGUAUGCUCUGCUUCCUCAGCCAGCAAACACACCAGCACAGCCAAGCCUCAUGGCCAAAACCAACCUAGCUGAUGAUCAUCGUGGCCUGGAUGGGAAGAAAAGACCCGGAGGGGCAGGAACAAGGGAAGUACAUAACAAGCUUGAAAAAAACAGGCGUGCACACUUGAAGGAAUGCUUCGAAACCCUCAAAAAGAACAUCCCUAAUGUUGACGAAAAGAAAACCUCCAAUCUGAGUGUGUUGAGAAGUGCGCUGAGAUGCAUUCAGACUCUGAAAAGGAAAGAGAAAGAGUACGAGCAUGAGAUGGAGCGUCUGGCCCGUGAAAAGAUCUCCACCCAACAGAGGCUGGCUGAGCUGAAGAAUGAGCUCAGCCAGAGGAUGGACAUCAUAGAGAUUGAGCGGCUCCUGCGUCAGACAGUCCAGCCUGAAGAUGACCAAGCGUCCACCUCCACAGCCUCAGAAGGUGAAGAUAACAUGGACGAGGACAUCGAGGAAGAGGGUGUCCUGACCUCACCUCACUCCUUACCCAGAGUGCCUCAGCCAAUGCUCAGGAAACCAUCUCCAUCUCUGCCCCAAACUCUUUCAGUCCCAUCCCAACCUUCCCAUCCUCCAGCAGCUGCUACUGCAUCCUCUGCCUUGUCCUCAGCCUCUGCCCAGCCUUCCUCGCCCUCACUGUCCUUGCCCCCUGCACAGGCGGCAGUGACCCAGCAGCCCCAGGCCAUGGUGGCACCUCAGAGCCUGGCAUAUGGGCAUAUUGUAGCCACUCCCAGCAUCCAGCCAACAGUAAUCACGCAUGCUUCUUCACACGCAUCUGUCAUCCAGGCUGUCAAUCACGUCACCCAGACGGGUACCAAGCAUAUAGCCCACAUCGCCCCCUCCUCCACCUCUCCCCCGUCCUCUUCCACCAGUGCCAUACAGCUGGCACCUGGACCUCAGACCAUCGGGCGCAUCACUGUGCACCCGAUGACGCAUCUUCCCACGCUAUACCCACAACCAGUCACCAUCUCGCACACCCUCUCACAUGCCCAGGCCAAUGGCACCACAGCGUUGGCCAAACAGGCACCUGUUGGGCAUCAAGUGCUCGCACAUCACCCGCAGCUGGUGGGCCAGACUGUCCUCAACCCAGUUACCAUGGUCACCAUGCCCUCCUUCCCCGUCAGCACACUGAAGCUGGCAUGAGAGUACAGGCUGACGUGGCCUCUGAACUUACUGGCACAAGCCCCUGCUAGUCACAUCCAGCAUUACAGCAGACAAAACAGUACAUUCCAAAUAAAAAACAAAUCUAUGAUGAGUCUAAGACAAAUUUAUCAAAUUUAUAUAUAGCUAUGUUAUGUUGUAUGGUAAAUGGAAAAAAAGAUUUUGUAUCCUUUUGUGUGGAUAAAAUUAGAUUGUGAUGUCCUCUUUCAUGCUGCUACUUUGUGUGUGUGUGUGUGUGUGUAUGAGAUGGUAAACAGAAGGGUGGAUGAUAUGGCAAAAAUAUCACACAAUUUCUCAAUAUAUCCUGUUUAUCAUUGUCUUUGCAUUUGCUCACAAAGUGCCAGGAACAGAUCAGUGCUACAGUUAAAGAACUGUACAAUAUAUUUGGAUACAAAUGUAAAUGACCAGAAGAUGAAAUGAAUCAUUUAGUACAAAUAUAUAAUUUAAUUUACAAUCAAUUACUUGUUAUGAGAAGUAACAAUAAGGUUGGUCUUUGUCAUAAAAUAAGUAUUGUUAUAUCAUCCAGCCCCAGGAGCAUAAAUGUUGGAGUCGUGUGGUGACUAUGACAGGCUGCUGUCAUGAUGGUCCAGCUCGUGUGACUGUAGUGCUCUGUGGUUUUGCACUCUCAUCAGCUAAUAGAACACUGUUCUAAUAAACCACGCUUUGAAAUGUGA